UCUCCCUCUCGCUAUACUCGCUCCGCAGGCUGUUCCAUACUUCCUCGACUUCUCUUCGGCGCUCCGUCGAGCACUCGUCCCGUCGGCACCGGCCGGCCGCCGUGAUUUGUUUCCUCCGCUGUUUCCUUCGGAUUCAUCUAUUUUCCCUCCCUGCUGGCGGUGGUUCCUUGUCCUGGGGCCCUUGGGGGCCGGUGGAUGGAGUGAUCGAUACGAGGUUGCGGGGGGAUUGAUGGGGAGGGUCGGCCUCGGGUUGGCGGUGGGGUGCGCCGUGGUGACGUGCGCGAUCGCGGCAGCGCUCGUGAGCCGCAGCGUGAGGAGGCGGUGGCGCUGGGGUCAGGCGGUGGCGCUGGUGAGGGAGUUGGAGGUGGCGUGCGACACCCCAGUUGGGAGGCUGCGCCAGGUGGUCGACGCCAUGGCGGUGGAGAUGCACGCUGGUCUCGCGUCCGACGGCGGCAGCAAGCUCAAGAUGUUGCUCACCUUCAUCGAUAACCUGCCGGAUGGAACCGAAGAAGGUACAUACUACGCACUUGAUUUAGGAGGUACAAAUUUUAGGGUCCUGCGGGUUCAGCUUGGUGGUAAAGGGUCCAUGAUAUUGAGUCACAAAGUGGAAAGUCAACCAAUUCCCCAGGAAUUAAUGACUGGUACAAGUGAGGAGCUGUUUACUUUUAUUGCUUCAAUACUAAAGCGGUUUGUUCAAAGUGAGAAUGAUGGUUUUCAACAGCUACCAGAUGAUAGAAAAGAUCUUGGAUUUACAUUUUCUUUUCCUGUGAAACAAUUGUCUAUUUCUUCUGGUGUUCUUAUCAAGUGGACUAAAGGGUUUUCAAUUGAAGAUGCUGUUGGAAAAGAUAUUGCACAGUGUUUAAAUGAAGCCAUGACAAAGAUUGGACUUAAUAUGCGGGUAGCUGCAUUGGUGAAUGACACUGUUGGCACAUUGGCUCUUGGGCAUUAUAAUGAUGAGGACACUGUCGCUGCUGUGAUAAUUGGAACAGGGACAAAUGCUUGCUAUCUUGAGCGCACUGAUGCAAUUAUUAAGUGUCAAGGCCUUCUUACAAAUUCUGGUGCAAUGGUUGUCAACAUGGAAUGGGGGAAUUUCUGGUCAUCACAUCUACCGAGAACCUCCUAUGAUAUAGCUCUAGAUGAUGAGAGCCCUAAUCGUAAUGAACAGGGUUUUGAGAAAAUGAUUUCAGGAAUGUACUUGGGUGACAUCGUUAGAAGGGUACUUUAUAGGAUGGCAGAGGAGUCAGAUAUCUUUUUAGAUCCUGCAAAAAAUUUAUCAGUCCCCUUUAUCUUAAGGACACCUCUGAUGGCUAACAUGCAUGAGGAUGAUUCACCUGAUCUGACAGAAGUUGGAAGGGUACUUGAGGAACACUUGAAGAUAUCUAGAGUCCCUUUGAAGGUAAGAAGGCUUGUCGUGAGAGUAUGUGACAUAGUCACAAGAAGAGCUUCCCGGUUAGCUGCAGCAGGCAUAGUUGGGAUGCUGAAGAAAACAGGACGAGACGGGAGUGGUGGUGUUGCGAGUGGAAGAACGAGAGGCAAACCGAGAAGAACCGUGGUCGUAGUCGAAGGCGGUCUCUACAUUGGCUAUACAAUGUUCAAGCAGUAUUUGAACGAAGCUAUCGGUGAGAUCUUAGGUGAUGAGGUCGCCCCAUACGUUCUUCUCAAAGUCUCCGAGGAUGGAUCGGGAAUCGGUGCUGCUCUCCUUGCUGCAGUAUAUUCAUCAAAUAGAUAAAUCUUUCUAUACAUAUAUUAUUAUGUGCAAAUAUAGAAAGAUCAGUUGAUCAUAUAUAUAUGUGUAGAGUUUUCAU
Musa acuminata subsp. malaccensis (wild Malaysian banana) is the source of this 1805-nucleotide messenger RNA. RefSeq names its product hexokinase-3. The record is from RefSeq and is a predicted model, not a curated record. Gene Ontology annotation, biological process: intracellular glucose homeostasis; glycolytic process. Lineage: Eukaryota; Viridiplantae; Streptophyta; Magnoliopsida; Zingiberales; Musaceae. Gene Ontology annotation, molecular function: D-glucose binding; ATP binding; hexokinase activity. Gene Ontology annotation, cellular component: cytosol; mitochondrion.